GUAAUUAGCUACAAUUAGGUAACUAACUAAUUAUAUGCUUUAAUUUCAAGUCAUCUAAGUAAGAUUGUUUCAUAUUUGUUUCAGAAUGCUUCAAUCUAUAAUAACUGCACAUUUCUUUCAUUUCUCUUAAUUUUUAAGAACGUUAUAGGCUUUUGACUGUCCUCGAUCACAGCUUUUGUGUUCAGUCAAUGGAAAAGCAAUAGGGAACAAGAUGCUAAUUUCCGAGUAUGAAAAUGGCCAUAACUUUUUAAUACUGAAGAUAUGAAAGUGAAUUAGGUGUCAAAUUAAACUUCUUUUUAUGCUUUAUCUGAUGGGAUAAAUUACAGACUUGAUUUUUAAAAUCUCAAAAUGUUGUAACAUUGCUACCAGUUGAUAGACACAAAAUGCUGGAGUACCUCAGCGGGUCAGGCAGCAUCUCUGGUGAGAAGGAAUGGGUGAAGUUUCGGGACGGAACCCUCCUUCAAACGGCUCUCUGCUUGACCCGCCGAAUUACUCCAGCAUUUUGCGUCCUCCAUCAAAAGCUCUAUUACUGUGCUGCCUAACUCAUUUACCAUACCUUACAACCAUUUACCUGAAGGAGCAUGAUCAAGUAGACAAUCAUGGAGAAAUUAAUAAUUGCAUCUCAACCGCCCGAGGCCCGAACAUCCCGGUCCAAUGUGGUAAUGGGACUGGCGCCGUUGGUUUACCAAUUGGAGCCCCACCAGACUCUGUGAUCUGGACAGCGCGCAGCGGUGUGAAGCCCCGCUCUAUAUAAAUGUGAGCAGUGAAUGCGCUCAGUACAGCUGAUCCGCAGCAGCAUCGGGUCGCAGGAAGAAGAGCGCAGCCGACUCACCCGGACUAACCGACCGACCAUGCAGUGGGGCAUCUUCACCAUUCAUCGGCGGCUCCUUGCUGCUGUCUCUACCCGUCUCUAACGAGGCAUCGAAAGGCAAGAGUGAGGGUACAUACGUGUGCUUACUACCAAUGGAUACUGGGCCCUGCAAAGCCUUGCUUCGCCGCUACUUCUUCAAUCGUUUAACUCAGAAGUGUCAAAUGUUCCAUUACAGUGGCUGCAAAGGGAAUGAAAAUAAUUUUCUAUCACAGAAAGAAUGCCGAUCACGUUGUGGAAGAUUUAUUCGCAUCGACAUUUGGAUUUCCUCAGACAAGAGUGGAAUCUGCUCUAAGCCAAUGGAAGUGGGUCCCUGUAAAGCCAGGGACAUUCGCUAUUACUACAAUAUUACAGCUCAGAUGUGUGAACAAUUUGUUUAUGGUGGAUGCAAGGGGAAUGAAAAUAACUUUUUAUCAAAGGCUAACUGCACAAAGCAAUGUGGCAGAACUAUGAGUAAGUUUCAACUAAAGUAUUUAGUGUUCCUAUUUAGUCUUGCAUUUGGAUACAAAGAAACUGUGACAAAUGUGAAGUUCCCUUAUUAUGAAUACUACAAUCUGUUGGCACCUUUACUGGAAGGUAAUAGGUUGGAUUUCAAUUAUUUCUUGUUUCCAGGCAUUUCCUCAGACAAGAGUGGCAUCUGCUCUAUGCCAAUGGAAGUGGGUCCCUGUAAAGCCAGGGACAUUCGCUAUUACUACAAUAUUACAGCUCAGAUGUGUGAACAAUUUGUUUAUGGUGGAUGCAAGGGGAAUGAAAAUAACUUUUUAUCAAAGGCUGACUGCACAAAGCAAUGUGGCAGAACUAUGACUGCAGAAAUUUCCAACAAAUGUAGGCUGCCACAAGAACCAGGAAUAUGCCGUGCUUACCUUCGAAGGUAUUUCUACAACUUCAAGACAGGAAUGUGUGAGCGGUUUGUGUAUGGGGGAUGCGAGGGCAAUGCUAACAACUUCAAUGACCUAUAUUCCUGCCAGCUGGAGUGCAAUCCAAGUUCAUUGGUUCCCUCAUUCUGCACGAAACCCAAAGAUAGAGGAGCCUGUAAGGCUAAUAUCCCACGACUUUACUUCAACCCAGAUGCAUAUCGUUGUGAGAAAUUCAGCUACACGGGUUGUGGUGGAAAUGACAACAACUUUUCUACUCUUAAAGCUUGCCAAAGGAUUUGCCGACCACGAGCCAGAAAACAACUGAAAAAGAAACCUAUUACUGCACUCAAAUAUUAUAAACAACACUGAAGAAGAUAACAGUCUAUAAAAAUCUGAAGAUGCUGAAUUAGAUUUCCAUUACCCUUAUCAUUAUUCUAGCUCAGCGGUUUGCUAUAUAUUUUGUAAACAUUUAAUGGAAGUUAAAAUACCUUGCCUUCAAAGUUUCUAAACAUGAAAAUAAGGAUUUCAAGCCAUGUUAAAUCUCCCUGAAUAUUCCUAAAGUAGAGAUUCCUCCAGAUUAUUAUUUUGAUACAUUUAUAUAGGUAUGUUACAAAACGUACCUUCAGCGGCGCUGCAGUUCUGUCACUGCCCGUGUGCGCGACUUUGGCGCCUUUGAGAGGGGGGCUGGAUUAAUAUGCCGUUUUUUCCCAGCCUGUUCAAAUCAAUUUUUGUCAUGCUGUUGAAGAAUAAUCGCUCCGACAUCGGUUUUAUUAAGUUUUUUAUAAAACUGCACUGGAUAUUUUAAUAGCAGGAGUAAUUUAAAAAUCAACUUCUAAAGCCUUUAACACCGACAACGGGGACGGAUUUCACAUACGGGCCAGGUAAAGGAAAGCCGUUUAUUUUACAUAUAAACGUGCUUCUUAGGAUGCCUUUAAUCAAAAUUUUACAUUGCGAAAAGGUGGCUUAGGACCCAUAUGAACCGGCAGUAUUUUUCCUGCCGAUAUGGGGUUUAAAUUCACCGCAACUGCAACGUUCCAAACGAUCGCGUUCCACAAAAUCCCACUCGCAAGAUGAUUAAAAUGGCCAUUAAUUUACGGGAAUUAAACACUAAAUUCAUUCCAUUUGUCCUAUAAAUUCAUGACAAUGAGAUUUAAAAAUCAUGUUAUAUUGUGAAUUCUUGUAUGAAUGAUAUUUGGACACUUAGGUUAUUUAAAAAUGUUAACCUUUCUUAAGAAAUUGAUUGAUGUUUAGAUCUAGUAAUUGAAUUUUGUAAUUAGCUACAAUUAGGUAACUAACUAAUUAUAUGCUUUAAUUUCAGGUCUUCCAAGUAAGAUUGUUUCAUAUUUUUUUCAGAAUGCUUCAAUCUAUAAUAACUAAAAAUUUCAUUCAGUUCUCUUAAUUUUUAAGAAAGUUAUAGGCUUUUGACUGUCCUUGAUCACAUGAGUUAAGUCAAAGGAAAAGCAAUAGGGAACAAGAUGCUAAUUUCCGAGUGUGAAAAUGGCCAUAACUUUUUUAAUACUGAAGAUAUGAAAGUGAAUUAGGUGUCAAAUUAAACUUCUUUAUAUGCUUUAUCUGAUGGGAUAAAUUGCAGACUUAAUUUUUUUUAUCUCAAAAUUUUGUAACAUUGUUAAUAUAUACAAAUGUCAUUAAUUAUGGUUAUAGAAUAUUUCUGAAAUAUUAUAUAUCCAUAUAAUAGUAUACAAAAGCAUAUGAAUCAUUUACCUGUAGAAAUGUUUAAUGGGCCAAAUUGUGGCUGUGGGGGGAGGAGAAUCAAUGAAAUUCAAAAUUAAAUGGAGAAUGGAUAAAGUAGAUCAUUUGCUCAUUUUUGGAGCAAAAUGUGCGCACCUUUUUCCUCAGAUGAUCACUCGUUAGCAUAAGCAUUCCCUCAGAACCUUUUUGUAUUGUCCUUGCUGUUCAUUUCAGUAACUUCCUAAUGUUUAUAGCAAUGAGAACCACCUGUUUUCUUUAUUUCCCUCAUAAUUGUGCCUUACAUCAAAAAGCACUGACAAGAUAUGCAUGCAAUGUAAUUGUGGUUAAAUGUUGCUUAUCUUCUCUGUUCUAUUUCUUAAAGUGAGGUGGCACAGCAGGGCAGAGAAGUGAACACCAACAGGAGCAGAGUUAUAAAAAGGGGAAAUAAGCUCUAUUCCAAAAAGAAAAGCUUGGUAAUUCAUUGAGACUUUUGGAAUGCAAUGUUGCACUGUGGCUUUUAGUGAUUGGGUUCAGUCGAAAUCCUUUGAAUAAUUUUGUUAUGCCCUUUGUUUAAUUAGGUGCACACUGAAUACAUUAAUCUGAGUGGCACAGACAGUCAGAACCUGGCAUAGAUAGGGUAGAUAGUCAGAACAUUUUUCUCGGGAUGGAAAAAUAUGAUACUAGAGAGCAUGGCUUUAAGGUGAGAGGGGCCACGUUUAAGGGAGAUGUGCGGGGCAACUUUUUUUUUACACAGAGGGUGGUGAGUGCCUGGAACAUACUACUGGGGGUAAAGGUUGAGGCAGAUACGAUAGUGGCAUUUAAGACAUUUUUGUUAAUGGAUAAGGAUUUUGUGCAGGCAGAUGAGAGGUGAUCUUGGCAUUAUGUCUUAAACACAAACAUUGUGGACCAAAGGGCCAGUUUUUGUGCUGUACUAUUCUGUUCUAUAUUAAAUAUAAUGAAUUUAGGAUAUGUAAAACGUGUUGCAUUAAUACCAAAUAAUUUUUCUUGGUGGAAUUCUGUAUUUCAUUCUCCCCCAUGAAGUCAAUGUGCUUGCUUUAUAAAUAUUGUAUUAAACACAUAAUAAAAUGUGAUCAUGAAAUGCAAAUAUUGUAGCAGUAAAUCUGCGAACUAUGUGAUUAUAUUUCUGAAUUUCUUGUGCACAAUAUAUAUAAGCCCACAUUAGUGUUUGGAAAAAUGUUUGUUUUCAAAACAUUCAGUGUUGCUUCAAUGAUUCGACCCUGUUUCUAAUAGUCAGGGCACUGAUCGGUUCAGUAGUGCAACUGUAAGAGCUGCUGCCUCACAAAUCCUGAAACCUAAGUUCUGUGCUGCACUUCAUUGUUGUCUGUGUUGAGUUUGCACAUUCUUCCUUGACGGUUUUACAUUUCGUCUAGAUGCUCCAGUUUUCGCCCACAUUCCAAGGACAUGUAGGUUGGGAGGUUACUUGACCACUAAAAAUUGUCUGUGGUAUAGAGGUGAGUGGUAGAAUCCAGGGGAGUAGAUGGGAUUGUCGGGACAAUUAAUUACAGGGAAAUUUAGUAGGUGAGUUGGAUUGCUAUGUGACAGAACAAAUGAUCUCCUUUCUGGAUGGUACAUUGAUAUGAAAGGAUUUAAGGGAUAUGGGCCAAAUUUGGGAAAAUUAUGACUAUGGGCACCUUGGUCAACAUGGAUGAGUUCAGCGGAAGGAACUGUUUCUGGUUUCUGAAUCGAUGACUAUGCUGAAAGAAAUAUGUAUUUGUAUUGAUGAUCUAUCCUUUAAUGCUGGGUAUGAGCAAGUGCUUAUCUCUUACAGUAUUUAAUCGCAAUCUGAAUCAUGAAUUUGCGUUUUCCAUGCCCGCUUGUCGCUCCAUGAGAUUGACCAACUCAGAAUUCCUUGAGUGCCCACAGUUAGUGAACGGUUCCCUACACAAACUAAACUUUUGGUAUAACAAUACUGCAACUGGCUUCUGGACUUUCUGACUGGCAAACUACAGUCGGUUAGGAUUGGUCAUAACAUUUUCUCCACCUGACCCACAAUACUGGUGCCCCUCAAGAUUGUGUGCUUUAUCAUUUGCUCUACUCGUUGUAUACCCAUGGCUAUGUGGCCGAGUAAACCAACAACUUGAUCUUUAUGUUCAUCGAAGAUACCACUGCUGUUGGCCAGGUCAACAGCAACGAUGAGAAACAGUCCAAAUUAAAGGUUGAGAAAAUGGUGGCAUAUAUUCCCAGGACAAUUAUCUGCCCUAAUGUUAACAAGACAGAAGAGUUGGUUGUUGACCUCAGAAGCGGGAGGGUGACCUCAACCUUGUUCUCAUCAACAGACCUCCUGUACAAAUAAUCGAAAGGUUUAAGUUCUUCGGCAUUGAUAUCAUGAACAACCUAACCUGGUCUCUUCACACUAAUGUGAUCUCAGGCUUCUAAAUAGAUCUGCCAUGUCCACAAGGAUUCUCUCAAACUUCUAAAGAUGUGCUACAGAAAAUAUUCUUAUGGAAGGCGUCUCAGCCUGGUAUGGCAACCACUCUGCUCUUGAACAUGUGAACCUGUAGAGAAUGGUGAACACAGUCUAUUCUAUCACAGGCUCAUCACUUCCUUCCAUCCAGUCUAUCUUCACUGUGUACUGCAUCAGUAAGACUUAGGAACAGCUUCUACCCACUGCUAACCUCUUUCAUAAUGCCUUCCCAUACGUGCUGCCACGUUCACUUACUCUUUUUUCAACCUCAUUUUUUUUUCCAUUAUUAAACUUUAAUUUUUUUGCACUACUAUGAUUGCACUACACACCUGCUCCAUUCCACUGUUUUGCACUCUUCCUUGGAUUUAUUGUUGUAUGUAUCAUUUAUGUACGUAUACCAUUUAAGCAGUGAGUUUCUUGUGAACAAGGAAUCUUAUUGCAUCCCUCAUGCACAAAACAAUAAUCAAAAUCUGAAUCUGAAUAUAGUGUGAUAAUACAACAUCAGCUAUAUUUUUGAUUGCCUAACUGAA
Leucoraja erinaceus (little skate) is the source of this 6369-nucleotide messenger RNA. RefSeq names its product tissue factor pathway inhibitor 2 (gene tfpi2). NCBI's taxonomy places the organism in Eukaryota, Metazoa, Chordata, Chondrichthyes, Rajiformes, Rajidae. The transcript has 7 exons. The record is from RefSeq and is a predicted model, not a curated record. Gene Ontology annotation, molecular function: serine-type endopeptidase inhibitor activity. The coding region runs from base 964 to 2094 and encodes 376 amino acids.